Molecule: messenger RNA, 789 nt
Organism: Cordyceps militaris CM01
Lineage: Eukaryota; Fungi; Ascomycota; Sordariomycetes; Hypocreales; Cordycipitaceae
Exons: 4
Coding region: 1-789 (262 amino acids)
Source: RefSeq, a predicted model, not a curated record
AUGGAUCGGCCGUCCGUGACGCCAGAGCAGCCAGAGGUCUCUAUGAUCGAGAGUUACACUACUCCGUCAUUGCAGACACCUGACGAAACCACAAUGGCCUUGAUUCAGUCAAGAAGCAAGCCAGAGCUCUCUAUGCUCGAGAGUUUCACAACUCCGUCGUCAUAUACACCUGACGAGAUCACACUGGCGCACCUCCAGUCAAGAAGCCCGACCCCCCCUGCCACACCCAAUCCCGAUCGAUUGGGGCCGUCGGUCACGCCAGAAGUGAUCCAGAGGACUGAGUCCUUCUCGGAGGAUAUGAGGGUAGCCGACUUUGGCUACGCCAAUGUAUCGGAAGCGACCGAGUCGCCGGUCGAAUACGAUUGGAGCACGCCCGGCUAUGGCUAUGCAAAUGUGUCGGAAGCAACCGAGUCGCCGGUCGAAUACGUGCGGAUUGAGACACCGCCGCAAUCAUGGUCGCCUCAAUCCGCACCAGAUGGCUCGGUCACAUUGCUAUCCAUUCGGCGGAGCUGCUCCGGGCACGAAGCGCGGGCGCGUGGCCGACCGCUCGAGGCGGGCUCUGUACGAGUCGAUCGAGCGUGGCCGGCACCAACGGCUGACCAUUUCGCCGUGAAUCGCCGUGAGUCGCCACGAGCCUACAUCGCCACCCGCGCGGCUGGUGCCGACCACGCGCACCCGCGCUCGAAGCUUGGCCCAUCGAGAGGGCCGCGGCCCGGCCAACUAUACCGGGGGCCCGUUCCCGGGAUGGCGCUGCCAGAACUGGCUGCGCUGUGUUUUUGUUCCAGGUAA